AUGCCUGGACGAACAAAGGCGCAGGCGGAUGCCUCAUCUCAGGACGCUGAUAUGCAGGACGUCCCGCCGUCCGGACAAGAUGAAAUCAACCAGGAUGCGGAAAUGAGGGAGAAUGCCGAGGCCGAGGAGGAAGAGGAAGAAGAGGUCGAGCCUCAGAGAGUGCGAAUUCUCCCUGGUUCAACGGACACAGCGGCUUCGUUUGAGUUUACCGAUGAAGGCCAUACUUUGGGCAAUGCUCUGAGAUAUGUUAUCAUGAAGAACCCUGAUGUUGAAUUUUGCGCCUACUCAAUUCCUCACCCAUCUGAGCCCAAGAUGAACAUCAGAAUACAAACUUAUGACGGCACAGCCGUAAAUGCCCUGAAGAAGGGCUUGAGUGAUCUGCAGGACGUGUGCGACGUCGUGGCCGAGGAGUUCUGGACAAAGAGGCAGCAGUUCAACUCAGAGCAGGGCAUUGACCGAUGA
Trichoderma harzianum CBS 226.95 is the source of this 462-nucleotide messenger RNA. RefSeq lists its product as hypothetical. The record is from RefSeq and is a predicted model, not a curated record. Gene Ontology annotation, cellular component: RNA polymerase I complex; RNA polymerase III complex. NCBI's taxonomy places the organism in Eukaryota, Fungi, Ascomycota, Sordariomycetes, Hypocreales, Hypocreaceae. Gene Ontology annotation, biological process: DNA-templated transcription. Gene Ontology annotation, molecular function: protein dimerization activity; DNA binding; DNA-directed RNA polymerase activity. The transcript is spliced from 4 exons. Bases 1 to 462 code for a protein of 153 amino acids.